Aspergillus aculeatinus CBS 121060 is the source of this 553-nucleotide messenger RNA. RefSeq lists its product as uncharacterized. The record is from RefSeq and is a predicted model, not a curated record. NCBI's taxonomy places the organism in Eukaryota, Fungi, Ascomycota, Eurotiomycetes, Eurotiales, Aspergillaceae. Bases 116 to 511 code for a protein of 131 amino acids. The transcript has a single exon.
UGAAAACGGACGAACAAACGGCGCAUGGAAAUUUUCAUAUCACCUCUUAUUCGAAGAAGCAACAGGAAUUGAAUUCUUGUGUCGAUUGAUAAUUGAAAGAUUGAUUGGCUUUUGAAUGGGGCGCUGGUGUGUCAUCUCCACAGGUUGCAUGGAAUUGCUUCUGUUUGGGGUGAGAUACACGGGAGGGGCUGAGUCGUCCCCCGCCUGGCCGGCAACUGCUAUGCCAAUGAUGCAUCACUGGCAUAUCGAGUUCCUCCCGGACGUAGAACUCCUAAACAUGACUGGGUUUCGUUUGCCAGUAUUCGGUUUUCGUCGGAGCUCUUUUUGGAUUCUUACGGCGUUUGAUCAAAGACAAAAAAAAAGAAUAUCCCGUGAUCAUUGGCAAUUGUCAUUGCUAUUGCUUUUGUCGAUGGAGCGGAUUGACACAGCAUACACUCGUCAUUCACUAGUCGUUUGCUCCGGCAUAGCGACGCCGGCUCACUGCAGGAAGCGGUGCAGAUGGUACAUGUAACGUCGCGGAAUCUGCGGUAUGACUGCAAACCCGCAGGGAAGC